This is a messenger RNA of Drosophila elegans, 1254 nucleotides long. RefSeq lists its product as uncharacterized. Lineage: Eukaryota; Metazoa; Arthropoda; Insecta; Diptera; Drosophilidae. Gene Ontology annotation, biological process: double-strand break repair. Bases 1 to 1254 code for a protein of 417 amino acids. Gene Ontology annotation, cellular component: nucleus. The record is from RefSeq and is a predicted model, not a curated record. The transcript is spliced from 5 exons.
AUGCUGUUAAAAACAGUGGAUAUAAAUGGAGAGCAGCAUUUAUUAACCUGCUUUGAAGAGGGCGAUGACGGAGACUUAACUUUUUAUAUUCUCAAUUUCCGGAAGAACGUGGGUUACACAGAGACUAUUCCGAAAAAUGCUUUCCAGCUGCGUUUAAAGAUGCUCAAUCCACGGGUCAAGUUCCCAGAGGAUGCAGUGCGUCGUGUUUUGGUUGAAACAGAUCCUUCGCAUGCCGAACUCGUCGAGAGCACACUCUCCCUGAAAUAUACCAUGGCUAAUACGACAGUACCUCUUAAAUGGUACUGGCACUUGGUUUCGCUAAACAGUGCACAGUUCUAUCGCCAGAUAUGCAUCCACUCCAUGGCCACGGCUGGAGUAUUGCAGGAUCAGAUUCUCUCUCUGAUAGAGGUCCUAAGAUCCAAGGACAAUGAGCUGAAACAGUAUCGCAUCGAGGGAUGCAAGCUGCGCAGGGUGACUGCAGUGACAAAGCCCUUCAAUAUCAAGGCUUUUAUGGAAGAGCACCAGAAAUUGCUGAAUGAUGCCCGUGCUUACCAAAAAGUGAAGGACGUAUUUGCAGUGGAAGUUCCCUCGAAUCCGUCGUCUGCUUUUUCUUCACCCAUGCUGGAGGAAGCCAAAGUCAAGACUCCAUCAACUGGCUCCAUGGAAACAUGCAGCUCAAAGUUGAGUCCACGCAAUAGAAAGCGCAAGGCCCUGGAAAGCAAUACCAAUCAUAUGGAGCGCAAGGUAAUGCAGCGCCGAUCUAAACCGCAAAUCGAAUACAAAAACUCGCAGAGUUCGCAGGAGACAAAUGUGGAUGAUUGGCUAACAGAGAACAAGCCAAACGUUAAGAAGGAAACUUUAAAGGAUGGGCCCUCAACAUCAGCCAACAUUAGCGAAGGAAGUUAUGCAAAACUUUCCAAAAUAAAUGCAACCGUGGGAACGGCGCAAAUUAAAUCAGAGCCCGCCCAGGAAAUUGGAUCUAGCAAAAAUGAUUACUCUUCUUCAGACGAAGAUGUGGAGGAACCUAAAGAAUCUUCAGAAAUUGUAGAAAUUAUCCCACAAAAACCGGCAUCAGUUCAGGAAAUAGUUGAUUCUCCAGCACUUUAUGUUGAAGAAACGGAAAACCCAGAUUCCCAGACAGAAAACGGAGUCCCCAAAACCGGACUAAGUGAACUGGACGAGAUUAAAGCCAUACUUAAUCGCGCAACAGCCAUUACCAAAAAAGUAAUUGAGAAGCAUGGAGUUAACAAAUAA